AGGCACAAGUUGUGGAGAAAGUCGAGAACUAACAGGAGACUGAGGGGAAAGAGGGAGCGGGACAGUCUGUCAGCAUGAGUCGGCAGCAGAGCAGGCCGGCGAUGGAAAGCGCUGCUCAAUAGACCGAUAGCUCGAUAUAUAUAUUUAUAUCUAUAUAUAGACAUAAAUAGGUGGAUGUCAGCUGUGUGUGAAGCAGAAGGCGACAGAAGACGAGGAGGAGAAACAUGAGUCGGCAGCAGCAGCAGUCCCAGGGAGUGGUUUUAACGGGUUACCACAGCAACGCGGAACUGUUGCCGAAAACUGGACCGUGUGCCCCCAGCUGUCCGUCAGCCCAGGACCACGAGCCCAGCCGCAGAACCGGCCACUACACCCUUCAACAGAACCAGAGCACACAACAUGAAGACAGAUCUGGGCUUUCUACAACCAACAGCAGUACAAAGCCCCCCAGCACUCACCCACCAUCACUACUGCAGUCUUCCUCCAGCCCCAAGCCGGGCUCCAGCCCCAAGCCGGGCUCCAGCCCCAGACACAGUCCUAAUCCCAGUUCCAGGUCCAGACCGCUGCCACCGUGUCAGCGGAGCAACUCUCAGGACUCUCUGGACGAGCUGGAGAUGGACGACUAUUGGAAUGAGGUGGAGAAUAUCACCCGCUCGGGGGGAGAAGAGGGGAAGGGAGAAGGUGGAGGAGAAGGAGAAACUCAGGAGGAGGAGCAGCAGAAGAUUCCUGAGGAAGGCGAACAGGAGGAGGCGUGGCUCACAGAGGCGGGACUAGCACGGCUGUUUGAUAAUUCACUGGCAGCUGACCAGGAUCAGGAAGAAGACAACGCAGUGUUCCUGUCCACGCUCACCAGAUCUCAGGUGGCGGCGGUGGAGCGCCGCGUGACAUCACUACAGCAGACGUUGCUACGGCGACGCAAUCGGCAUUGCGUUCCAGAUGUUAGGGAUAUAUUCACACCUCCUGAAAAAGACCCGCGUAAACUCAAAGAGGGAAGUGAGAAUGGACAAAAAGAUGUCACUCCAGCUGAAGCAGAGACGGAGCUGAACGUCGAAGUGGCGUUUUCGGAGCAGGCGCUCACUUACAGGGACAACCACCAAAGGUUAAAGGUCACCGCUAGCUCGAACUCACCUGACGACAAACUACCAAACUUUAAGCUGCUCAGAGACAAAACCGGUCAGACCAGAAUAGGAGAUCUGUCUCCUCUGGAUAUGAAAAAGGUGCGACGGCUGGUGCUGGUGGAGUCGACUGCUCUGUUCGACACAGCUGGAAUAGACCUGAAGGCGCACAAAGCUGUCAAAGUUAAGACUAAAGAAAGUGGUCUUUUUGGUGUCCCCCUUGUCACUCUACUGGAUCAGGACCAGAGGCAGGCUGCUGGGACCAAAGUGCCAUUAAUACUGCAGAGACUUAUUAGUCAUAUUGAGAAGGAAGGAUUAGACACAGAGGGGCUGCUACGGAUCCCUGGGGCGGCCAUCAGACUCAAGUCGCUGUGUCAGGACCUCGAGUCCUCUUUCUGGGGCGGACACAACGGGGUGUUUGACUGGCAACAGCUGAAGCAGCACGACGCCGCUAGCCUUUUGAAGAUGCUCAUCAGGGAGUUGCCCCACCCGUUGCUGACCGUGGAGUACCUCAACGCAUUUAUCGCUGUCAACAAGCUCCCCACAAAGAAGCAGCAGCUGCAGGCUUUGAACCUGCUGGUCCUUUUGUUACCUGAGGCCAAUCGGGAUACACUGAAGGCACUCGUGGAGUUUUUCAAGAGAGUGAUUGACCACCAGGCCAAGAAUAAAAUGACUCUCAACAAUGUCUCGGUUGUCAUGGCGCCCAACAUCUUCAUGUUCAAAGGCUUUCGAUCCAAGGUGACGGAGCAACAGGAGUUCUCCAUGGCAACCAGCACAGCCAACAUUGUCCGGCUGCUGAUUCGAUACCAGAAUCUUCUCUGGACAAUCCCCAAGUUCAUUAUGACCCAGGUCAGACAUCAAAACAUGGAAAGCCUUCGGAAACAAAAUAAAGAGAGAGCUGUGAGAAAGCUGCUGAAGAAGAUCACCACCGACAAACCGUCUGAUAAAGCUGUCAUUGAGGAGAGUUCUCAGGGAUUCAUUCGAGUUCAAGCGCCACAGUUCAGUAAAGUGUCCAUGGCAGUUCAGCUCACGGAAGAGUUGCAGGCUGCGGAUGUGUUAACGCGCUUCCUCAGCCAGGACAGUUCGGUGGCGGUGAAACGGGAAGAGCUGUGUCUCUAUGAGACUGGUGGAAACAUCAAGGAGAGAUGUCUCGAUGGUGAAACGUACAUGAAGGACCUCUUCCAGGUGAACCCGACAGCCGAAUGGGUCAUCAGAGCCGUGCAGCGGUGAACUCCUUCCUACCGCCGUGGCCUGCUGGGCAAUGUAGUCUCGACUGUGUCCCACCUGUUUCUGUGGUUUCUGGACGCACGCGCACCAUUGGCUCGUAGCAACUCUUUUUACACGAUCGGUUGGAUGGUUUCACCUCUCUGUGUUGCAAAUGAUUCUCCACUUAAUUGAGCAACCAGAUUAUGAGACAAGAAAAGGGAAAAUGAUGUGCUUUGAUGUACAAUAACGCAGACUUCCAUUUUUGUCCACCCUGCCUUGUGCUACAAGUAUGAAUGUUGGGCCUGACGUACCACUAGCAUAACGUUUCAGAAAGCCAUUGGACCUUCACGUCUCUGGAGGCCUGACAAACCACUUUUGUACUGCGGUGGAAAUAUAUAUAUAUAUAUAUACCAUUUCUCCCAGUUUGUCACCGCACUUGAGCCACAACAUUGUGAUUCCUAAUAUUUACGUGAUCCUGAAAGUAUUGCAGUUGUGUACUGUCAUCUAUUUGCCACUAAUCACUUUGUUGUGUCUGCAGUAAUAUACUGAAAUUAUAUAGUUUGGGGACAAUUAAUAAAUGUAAAAAACUCUGUUGAAUCAUGAAUGAAUUGCAUAACAUAAUUACACACUUUUUUUUAUACCUAAUUUUGAGAACAUUUGCAUAUAUAUAUAUAUAUAUAUAUAUAUAUAUAUAUAUAUAUAUAUAUAUAUAUAUAUAUAUAUAAAUAAAAUUAAUUAAUUAAUUUGAUUAAAAGUCCUACAAAGUAAAGCACUUCACUGGAACCAGGCUGUAUGAACAUUGGAGUGACUGGUCGUAUGUUAGGGGGUCCAAACCUGAGUGGGGGCUUCAGAGAGGAGAGGGGUGAUAAAGUACUACUGUCCUGUGAGUUAUAUGCGAGGGAGAGUGACCCCAUAACCUUUUGGAAUAACGCAAUGAUGACAUCACGGUUUUUAAUGCUACAUCAAUGUACAGCGAUGUACAUUAUAACUUUAUAAACCGUUGAUGUUGGAGUGUGUUGAUACGGGAUCCAUCUCCCAAAACUGCUAUUCGACAGUAUUUUUUUAUAUAUAUAUAUAUAUAUAUAUAUAUAUAUAUAUAUAUAUAUAUAUAUAUAUAAAAUAUUUUAUAUAUAUAUGUAUUUUUUUUAAAUUUAAUUCAUUCAAUCAUUUUAAUGAAAUAAAUUGCUGACUUUAAACUUCCUUCUUCAGUGAUACACUCUCACAUGAUGGGUUCCAAAAGUACACUUUUUUUCUUUUCUUUUUUGGCUCCUUACUCUUCACAGUCUGGAUGUCAAUUGAUAUAAUUGUACACUGGUGAAAGUUGCAUUAACCCAGGAAUAGAAAAUCUAAUUUCUUAUCUUUUUUGGCACAUAGCUGUGCUUCUCUUGGCUUUCAAUAAAAGUCUAAUCGGAUUCUGUGUGGUUUCCAAAGUCAAACGGCACAGAUAUUUCUCUUGUGGAAAGCUGUGGAGUAAACAAAUAAUGUGUCUCCAGUUGAACAUGUUUUGAACCGAGUCACUCCCUGCCUUGUAUCAUCUUGUUUACUGUGAAUGUCUUUUCCCCAUAAAAUGAUGUCUUUGCCUCUAAAAUGACCACUAAACAGCCUGUAAAUAAAAGUGCAGUUAUUAACUACCA
Molecule: messenger RNA, 3952 nt
Organism: Cyclopterus lumpus (lumpfish)
Lineage: Eukaryota; Metazoa; Chordata; Actinopteri; Perciformes; Cyclopteridae
Gene: arhgap18
Product: Rho GTPase activating protein 18
Exons: 18
Coding region: 225-2342 (705 amino acids)
Biological process (GO): regulation of small GTPase mediated signal transduction; regulation of actin filament polymerization; signal transduction
Cellular component (GO): cytoplasm
Molecular function (GO): GTPase activator activity
Source: RefSeq, a predicted model, not a curated record